This is a messenger RNA of Rotaria socialis, 1299 nucleotides long. The record is from the annotation of a GenBank genome assembly. NCBI's taxonomy places the organism in Eukaryota, Metazoa, Rotifera, Eurotatoria, Philodinida, Philodinidae.
AUGCCGAAACAUUUAAAAAAAGAUCGCCCUCGUAAUGCACCGAAUAAACCGGGUAGAGUAGAUGUUGCUGAAGAAUUAGCAGAGGAAGAUGAUGCAAGUGUUUGUUCAAAUAUUUCUGAUGCAACAAGUAUUUAUGAUGAAGUUGAAGCCGGUCUUCAAACUGGAAGUAGUGUGAUUCUAUCGUCGGAAAAUCUUGACGAGAAACUUGAUUCUGCAAUUGAAGGACUUCGAAAUAAAGAUUUAAAAACCCGUGAAAGUGCAUUACGUACAAUACAAGUUUUAUUCUGCCAGAAAUAUCUUCCAGAAGCAGUAGCGAAUCGAAGUGAAAAUUUAAUUGAACAGUUAGUAGCAUGUUUAAAGAAAGGCAGCGAAUCUGAAGGGAAAUUAGCAGCUAUUGUUGCUUCAUUAUUUUGUGUUCAACUUGGUGAAUCGAAUGAUGAACUAUUUAUAAAAUUUCGUGAAGCUAUUAUGCCAAUACUAAGAGAUGAAACAAAAUCACCAUCCUUAAGGACAAGUUAUGCACAAGCAAUUGGUAUAAUUUGUUUUAUUGCUUGCGAAGAAAUUUCAUCUACUUUUGACCUGAUGAAAUCAUUAGAGACAAUAUUUUCAAAAUCCUAUUUACUUCAUGACAAAACUCCACCAAUAGUAACACAUGAUCUUCAAGAAUUACAUACCGCUGCACUUGCAUCUUGGCGUCUUCUUUUUACAACAAUGCCUAGCAGUCAUGCACAUGAUUUAAUACGACUUUAUGCACCGGAAAAAAUUCCAGGACUGAUUGAAUCAAGCGAUGCUGAUUUACGUAAUCAAGCUGGUGAAACAAUUGCUGUUCUGUAUGAAAUAGCACGUGAAAUAAAUAGUAUUUUUGCUGAUCCAUCUGAAUCAUUAUUGAUAACAUUAGAUAAGAAAGCCAACGAAAGUGUUAAAUAUAAAGGCAAAAAAGAGAAACGUGUACAACGUGCCACAUUCCGUGAAAUAUACAAUUCAUUUGAAGAAGGUACAAAUCCUGACAUAACGAUUAAAUUUGCUCGUGAAGUUUUGGAAAUAUCAUCAUGGACAAGUCGACUUUACUAUAAUGAUUUUAGUAAUUUAUUAGGUGCCGGUAUGAAUGUUCAUUUAAAAGAAAAUGGAUUUCUUCGUUCGGUUUUUAAUUUGGACGACGCUGCCGCUGGCGAUAAGCAACAGGCAAAAGGCAACCGUUUCGAACGCCAACUGGCAAAUAAAGCAGCAUUCAAGUUACGUACACAAGCUUUGCAGAAAACUCGUGACAAUAAAGUUACGCGUAUUCGCCAUGAAGAUUAA